This is a messenger RNA of Histoplasma capsulatum G186AR, 1434 nucleotides long. Its product is annotated as phosphotransferase enzyme family protein. Lineage: Eukaryota; Fungi; Ascomycota; Eurotiomycetes; Onygenales; Ajellomycetaceae. Bases 1 to 1434 code for a protein of 477 amino acids. The record is from RefSeq and is a predicted model, not a curated record. The transcript is spliced from 7 exons.
AUGGCAGAGCCAAGACGCUGCAGCCUUUCUCACAAAGUACUGUCUACAUUCAAAAAAACACCAUCGAUACCUAACUACCGGAAUAUUUAUCAUGACUUGGAAUUAAACUACGACGUUUAUUGUCGGGGAGGCACCAGGGAGGGGAAAAGAAAAGGCUUGACACCGUUUCAAAUAGAAACGACUUGGAGAUCUCCCGCCACCCCGCUGGGACUCAUUGAUCAGCUCUCAAAAAGUCUCCUGAACCAAGGCGUGAUUGUCUCAAAGCUAUUGUUUUCAACUGAUUUCCUUAGUAUUUUGAGCAAUGCUAAAGCGUUCUUAAAGAGUCGCCAUUGCCGGACGACAUAUAUCCCAUCCCCUGUUUCGGUAAGCCGUCGGCCUAUUCCGAGCAGGCUGCCAGGGCUGUUUUGUCCUGCUAUCACAUAUCCACCAGUCCGCCAGCGCUCCGCAAGGAAUUGUUUCGAAAUACAUCACGCCGAUGGAUGUGAGUAUUGGUUCUCUGUGGUUCCAGUUACUAAAUGUCAGCUAGAUUUCAACGAGGCCGAUCGUUUGAACGAACGAGGGAGGCUUCAACAAGGUGUUUCUUCCGCGAGCAAAAAGAAUGGCCGUGAUACGAUUGUGCCAAUUCGCACUCCUAUUGCCAGACCUCCUCAUUACACAACUGUCAGUGAGGUAGCGACAAUGGACUUUUUGAGAACUGUCCUCAAACUGCCGGUACCGACUGCCUUGGCGUAUUCAACAUCGUCUGUCAAUCCCAUUGGAGUAGAGUGUAUUCUGAUGGAGCGAGUGGAGGGCGAGAACCCUUCCUCACGGCGGCUAUCUCUCACAACCAAGGAUUUCCGUUUCGGUCCUCAAACCUCGUUACUUUCGCACUUCCCACAUUUUGCGCCUCAUUUAAUCCCACCUGAUUCUCGCAACGUUCCGACGUUAAGACACCCCGAUUUGAGCCCCAGCAACAUUUUAUUAGCACCCGGGUCAACCAAAAUCAUCAGUGUCCUUGAUUGGCAAGAUGCCGCAAUAUUCCCCCGCGUUCUGCAAGUAGGUUAUCCCCCGGUUUGUGAGCAUGGCUCAUCACAGCGUCGAAGUCUGCAAAUUCCGUCUCUCUCCGACGAUUUCGACGAGAUGGGGACCGACCAACAGAGGCAAUGCAAAGCCGCUUUUCUAUACAGCCGCGACAGGCACCGAGAGGCUGUCAUGGUGGAAUCGCGGGAAUGGAACGAGUCUGAAGAGCUACUGUCACGAAUUAGAGAACACCUCCAUAUCGAUCCGGAAGGCGGGACAGAGCCGGAUAACUUUGAGAGAGCAAUGGAGGGCAAUCGCCAGUUUCAUCUGGAAAUGGUUCGGCAAACAGGGGCGGGCCAACGAGAGCGCUGUUGGCGUAAUCGGCCGUACAAGGUUGAAUGGGAUAAUCGCAUGCCUCCCUCAGGAGAAAGCUAG